This is a messenger RNA of Nylanderia fulva, 345 nucleotides long. The record is from RefSeq and is a predicted model, not a curated record. Lineage: Eukaryota; Metazoa; Arthropoda; Insecta; Hymenoptera; Formicidae.
AUGCAGAAACCCAAGGACACGGGAAAGGAGGAUGGAAAACCGCUCAAACCACAGGCGCAAAAGCCACAGGUGCCAAAGCCGCAGCUCCCUCGUAAAAGAAGAGAGCCAAAAACAGCGGCAAUAACAAUAACGUGCCCCCCCGGCCAAUAUAAAAGCGUUAUGCGCGAGGCACGAGAAAAAAUUGAUUUAGAAGAUCUCGGCAUCAAGGAGGGCGUCAAGAUCAGGAGGGCCAUAACGGGGGCCCUCAUGUAUGAAGUGACAGGUGGGAAAAGCCAAGAACUGGCAGACAACCUGGCAAGAAGGUUGAAAGUAGCCCUGGCAGAUAAGGAGGGAAUUAAAAUUUAA